AUGGGGAGCCCGUCUGUGAGAGGUCUCCUUCGAGAUCUGAGUACUGGGCGCUGUCUAGAGGCACAGUACUGUCCAAGAAAGAUCAUCGCGCAACCAGAGUGUCCUGAAAACGAGGUUUGGAAUGAGUGUGGGAAUUUAUGCGAUGGAACUUGUGAGCAGCCCCAAAAGGAGUGCUCGAGAAUCUGCGCUGAGGACGCAUGCGCCUGUGCAAAGAAUUACGUUCGCAACCAUCUCGGAAAUUGUGUCAGUUCGGAGACAUGUCAGAAGGAAUCGAUCACUGUGUCGCCCGAGUGCCCUAAGAAUGAAUUCUGGAAUGUAUGUGGCAACUUGUGCGAAGGAACAUGCGAACAGCCACUCAUGGAAUGCCCAAAAAUAUGCGCAGAGCCUGCAUGUACGUGCAGAGCCGGUUUUGUCCGCAACGAAAAUGGAAUCUGUAUUUCUGAGUUUAAUUGCAAACCACGUAUUCAUUGUCCUAUGAACUCAGUUUAUAAUGAGUGUGGUUCUCAUUGUCCAGAGACAUGCGAAACCUCUCGCGCUCCAGUUUUAUGCGCGCUGAGCUGCAAUCCGUCCUGCGAGUGUAUUGAAGGUUAUGUUUUGGACUCAAAUGGCGAAUGCAUUGAAAAAGAUCUAUGCUUCAAAACGAACCCAAAAUGCCCGCCCAAUUCGACUUUCAAUGAAUGUGGCACAAACUGUCCGCAAACGUGCGAUACUUUUCUCUCUGGUCUCCCAGUUAUGUGUAAUUUCGGCUGUAAUCCAUCGUGUCAAUGUGAUCAAGGCUUUGUUCUUGACGAGAAUAACAACUGUAUAAAGCAAGAUGAAUGCAGACGGAGCACGCCUGAAUGUCCAAAAUACUCAAGUUUUAACGAAUGCGGAACAAACUGCCCCGAAACUUGUGAAUCGUAUCUGUCUGGGAAUCCAUUGAUGUGUAAUUUUGGUUGCAAUCCAUCUUGCCAGUGCGACAACGGCUUUGUUCUGGACGAGAAUGAAAACUGCAUUCCUAAAGAAUGUUCUCGAGAUUAUAAGCCACCAACAGACCAAUGCCGACUUAGCUCUCCCGAAUGUCCCGAAAAUUCAUCUUAUAAUACUUGUGGAACAAACUGUGAGGAUACAUGUGACUCGAUCCUCAACGAAUAUCCUGUUAUUUGUAAUUUUGGAUGCAAUGAAGGUUGUUUUUGCAACGAAGGAUUUGUCCGUCAACAUAUUGAUGGAACGUGUGUCCCUGUGGAAUCCUGUAAUCGUGUUCCCAAUUUAGUCACUGUCUGCGAAGAGAACAGGUCUUGGUCAGAAUGCAAGACGCAAAAGUAUUGUGACGGUUUAAUAUCUGAAGAUUUCCAGAAAGAAGAAUUUUAUACAUUGGAGUGCAGCGCUGGCUGUCAAUGCAAUGCCGGGCUAUAUCAAAAUAAUCAAGGCAAAUGUGUUUCUUAUGAGGAAUGUUUAACUGGCGUUGAGAGUGUAUCUGAUAGAGACAAUGCCACCGAAAAUCUGCAGUCAUUAUUUGAGUUUAUUACGACGAUAAGCAACGACUCAGAUAUUACCGAGGCUUUCAAUCUUUUAGAUCAGCUCGAGAACUUGUCGGCAAAUGAUACAGCCACUGUUGAGGGUCUUCUCUUGCCCCUAAUUCAACUAAGUAACCGAACAGACAGUAUCAGUCCUAUCCAAAUUCUCCCCUCCGUCGAUGAACUUUACAAUGCGACUGAUUCUAUUCACUACGGUUAUUUUAAUGAUAGCAGCUCUAGCGCACCUGGCAAUUAUUCCGGUAAUGGCUAUGAAGAAUAUUUCCAACCUGGGUAUUUUGAUAAAUUUGCGGAUAUUGGCGAAAUUAUUUCUUCCUUGGUAGAAGGUAUCCCGGAUUUCGAUCCCUGUGAGAACUUUGGUCACUUCUUAUGUGAUCGAAGUUGCCUGAGAGAAGAACAAUGUUUUCAAGAUUGCAUCAAUGGACUUUGUGCUCUUCGAGAAAUCGAAGCCUUUGAAGAUAUUACAGAAGAGCUCGUAGUAGAAAAUCGAGUCCCUGUUGAAAUAUUCACACUCUUUACGGAGCUAAACGAAGUCUUUAGCAGAUUCGAAAACCUGACUGACUUUUCUUUCGAGUGGAUACGAGCGUUUAUUACCAAGUGGGAUCUCCGAGCCUGGCUCGAAGAGCAUUUCUGUAAUCAUAUUGGCAAGCGAAUUACACUUGAUGAUGUUGAGCGAGCAACUAAUCUCUCUUUGAAAGUGUCAACAGGCGAUUUUGCAGCUAUAAGUGAGCUCAGCAGUUUUUAUGAUGAUAUUCUCAGACGUCCUAACGACACUGCUUGCUAUAUAAAUACUCAAGAUUCAAUGGCAAAUUCAACAGAUUAUAUUUUGGAAGGAAACCCUACGGACGAAGUAUACGAAUAUGAAAACUUUGACCUUGAAUCAUUUUCAAAGGUCGAGACAAUCAUCACUAAUUUGGCUGAAGGGUUGUGUAUACUCGAAGAAAUCGACUUUUCGGAAAUCAGCGAAGACAUGGUCCAGGAAAAUAACGUUCCGCUGGAUAUAUUUGGCCUGUUUACUGACUUCUUCAAUAUCUAUAGCAACUUUGGGAAUGCUGAAAGCAUCGAUUUCAACGAAGUAAAAGUGUUUUUGUCAAAGUGGGAACUUGUUGAUUGGCUUGAGCAACACUUUUGCAAUUUUACCCGCAAAAAUAUAUCUAUCGAUGAUAUUGAGCAAGUCACAACAUUAUCAGUGAAAGUUUCAACUGGAGAUUUCACAGCGAUACCCAUUCUAGUGAGCUUAUACGAAGAAGUAUUAGCACGUCCAGAUGCUCCUUCAUGCCUUCCAGAGGUCGAUGAAAACAUAGAAGAACAUUUAUUUUCUCCGGGAAAAAGUACAACUGAAAAAAUAGCCAAACAGACGGUUGACGACAAAUCUGCUUCACAAGACGAUUCCGAAGCUUAUGCAGAGGCUGUUAGCUGCCAAAACAAGUACGAGCUAUUCGUCGACUGUGGACCCAAACAAGAAUGUCGGAUAACUUGCGAAACCUACUACACGGGCAUAAACAGUGAAUGUGAUGAAUAUGCUUGCGUCCCUGGAUGUAUUUGCCCUUAUGGAUGGUUGCUGAACGAAACACAAGAAAAAUGCGUGAGGGAUCCUCGCCAGUGCUCAAUCCCAUACCAUUUAUACAUGCCUUACGUCUGA
Oikopleura dioica is the source of this 3156-nucleotide messenger RNA. Lineage: Eukaryota; Metazoa; Chordata; Appendicularia; Copelata; Oikopleuridae. The record is from the annotation of a GenBank genome assembly.